AUGGUGUGGGAAGGGAGAGAGAGUUGUCUUGAGUUCAAUUUGAGCAAAUACACCAAGGAACAAGUGAAAUUGCUGAAUAUUAUACAUGGGCUGACGAAAAGUUCAUACAUCAAAGAUUUAGGGGAGAAAGAACAGAUUGAUACUUUAAUUUGUGACAGUUCUAUUAUUGAUGUUCCUGUUGAUUUUAAUGUGCAAAAUGCUGCUGAUAAGAUUGAAAGUAUCAUCAGGAAUUAUUCAAACAUGAAAAUAGUUAUUAGCAUGGAUACUUUUGGAAUGGAAGAUUUGCUAUUUGAAAUAGCCUGUCGAGGAUACUCUGUAUACACUGGGUGUUCCAGAAAUGCUUUUUUGAGAAUCCAAAAUGCUGAUUCAUAUUUUACAACUUCUAGAGAUGCUGUUUUAAGAGUUGUCAAUAAAGCAUUUUGUGUGAACAUCGAUGAUUGUUACAGGCGUUAUAUGAAUAAAAACAUAAUAACAAUAAUACCAUCAGCAAUGUAUUCUGUUAAAGAAAUGUUGGACUUGAGAAAAGUUGGUGUACACAUUGUUAACUAUGAAGAUCGGUCAACUGCACAAGCUUUGUAACAUUUGAUCAAAUUGGUUAAACCGAUUCGUCU
Messenger RNA from Ctenocephalides felis (cat flea), 611 nucleotides. RefSeq lists its product as uncharacterized. The record is from RefSeq and is a predicted model, not a curated record. The coding region runs from base 1 to 579 and encodes 192 amino acids. The transcript is spliced from 4 exons. Lineage: Eukaryota; Metazoa; Arthropoda; Insecta; Siphonaptera; Pulicidae.